Austrofundulus limnaeus is the source of this 185-nucleotide messenger RNA. Its product is annotated as zinc finger BED domain-containing protein 4. Gene Ontology annotation, cellular component: nucleus. The record is from RefSeq and is a predicted model, not a curated record. NCBI's taxonomy places the organism in Eukaryota, Metazoa, Chordata, Actinopteri, Cyprinodontiformes, Rivulidae.
UAUGCUGCGGAGCACGAUUUACCAGCCACACUCACAGCACACCAGUGGGAGCUAAUGGAUAAUGUGCUAACCAUCCUUGCACCUUUUGAGGAGCUCACUAAGGAGAUCAGCUCAUCAACAGCUACAGCUGCAGAUGUCAUCCCAGCCAUCACAGCACUCAAGCAGCUUCUGGAGAGGCGAGCAAA